Molecule: messenger RNA, 1083 nt
Organism: Cotesia congregata
Lineage: Eukaryota; Metazoa; Arthropoda; Insecta; Hymenoptera; Braconidae
Source: the annotation of a GenBank genome assembly
AUGUCAAACAUUAUAAAGAAGAAAAGAGGUUAUACAAUUGUAAAAAAACACAUUGUUAUUUACGAGUGGAUAAUAAAUGAAAUGAGUUCCUACAUAAAUUCUUCGUAUAAUUCCAUAGAAAGUGAAUCUCUUUUUUCUCCGAAAUUUUCAGCCGAUUCUCACGUCAAAGAUUUAUGGCAGCUUCAUUUAAAAUUCAACGGCCAGUCAACAGAGGUAAAAAAUUACGUGUCAAUAUUUCUGCGUUCAUUGAAUACCGAGCGAAGAAUAAAAACAAAAGCUGUUUAUUUUAUUUUAAACAAAAAAAGAGAGCGAGUCAAUGUGCAUAAAUUCAGCAAGGUGUAUGACGCCCAUCAGAGUUUAGGUUAUCAAAAAUUCAUUCUUAAAAGUGAGCUGCUGGAGAAGAAAAACGAAUGGGCAACGUAUGACACACUGACAUUGGGAGUGGAGCUCACUGUCUUUGAUGAUUAUUGGACAAUUUCUACUUCUCCUCCAUUUAACGAGUCAAAGCGAUUGAUGACCAACGACUACAAGGAUCUUUUUGACACCAAAAUGGACGCCGACGUAACUUUCAUUGUCGGAGAGAAAAAAUUUCAAGCACACAAGCUCGUGCUGAUGGUUCGUAGUCCUGUAUUUCGAGCCAUGCUGAGCUCGGACAUGCAAGAGAACAAAGAACAUGUUAUUAACAUCCCGGAUAUUAGUCCUGACAUGUUCAACAGCUUGUUGGAGUUCAUGUACACUGACAGAGUCGCUGACCUGGAUGCCGUAGCUGAAGACUUGGUGGAAGUUGCUGAUAAAUACCAAAUUCAAACUCUCAAGCAAGUUUGUCUUGAAGAACUCUGCAUGUCUGUUAAUAUUGAAAACGCAGCGAGGAUGAUUCUUCUUGCUGAUCGUCUCAACGCUGAAAUAAUGUUCAAGUAUGUCACUGAAUACAUUAGGAUCAAUGCUGAGACUGUUAUUCAAACUGAAGGAUACAAAUUGAUGGAGGCUGCGAAUCCAUGCUUGGCUCUGAUGAUUUUCAAAAAUUUUUCGGCUCUUAAGAUUGAAGACAAAUUUGCUGGACCUGCCGAUAAAGCUGAUGCAUAA